AUGCCCGAGCUACAACCUUUGAUUACCAUAAACAACGAUGGUAGCCGCGUCACCUUGGAUGAAAAAUUCCUAGACGAUUUGGUUCAACAAGCCGUUGGAAAAGCUAUCGGCGUGCUGGCCGUAUGCGGGAAAUUCCGUACCGGAAAGUCUUUUCUCCUUAAUGUAAUCAUGAAGGCGCUACAAGACGGUCAAGCUGCGUAUAAGCCGGAAGAACGGAUCGGCGGAAUUCCGUUCAAAUCCCAGGAUCGGGCGCACACCAAGGGGAUCAAUGCUUGGUCGAAGCUUUUUCCGUGGAAAACUGGGGACGGCAAAGAGAUGAUGGUGUUGAUCAUGGAUGUGCAAGGAACAUUUGAUACAGAGAGUGAGAAAGCCGUUUCGGCGAUCCUUUGUACGAUUUCUUUGAUGGUUUCUUCGUGCUUUAUCCUGAAUACUAUGAAACAAAUGGAUGCCCUGGAUUGGGAGACCCUAAAUGAGUUCCAAGCCUAUACGGACAGCGAGGGAGAACGAAUUGGACAGAAGUUUGCUUUACUUAUUCGUGAUUCCGUUCGUCAUGUUGGGCUGAACCGGGAUUACUUUGAGCGUAAGAAAGAAGAGGCAAAGGACGCCAGGCAGCUGUCCACCCAAAUCAACGGACUGCUCAAGGCCUUCGAACAAACGGUCUGCUGGCAAGUCCCUAACCCGGGAAGAACCGUCGAGUUGUCCAGUGAUUGGAUCAACGCUAAAAAUUGCGAGCCUGAUUUCCUCAAGAGUCUCUGUGAAUUCGUCGAUGCCCAGUUGAGCGGACUAGCGCCAAAAUCGAUUAAAAGAGGCAAAACCAGCGCAGAGCUGACUGGCGAUACACUUGGGGAAUAUUUUAAAGAAGUCGUCAAGCACGCCAGAGAAUUUUCCAAGGGUGGAAUAAGAAGCUCCCUUGAGGCAAUGAAAGAUGUCUUCUUCAACGCGGCCCAUAAAACUGGGAUGGAAAAGCUCAAGGAGGGCCUGGCUGACUUUCCUGAUGCGGUGGAACCUGGAACCUUUGAGCUAGCGAUCAAUGUCUAUCAAAAAGCAGCCCUCGAAGCAUAUACAACAUCAAAAGUCCUCGGCACAGCGGACGAAAAGAGCAAAGCUUUGCAGGCCUUUGGAAAAGAGUUAUCGGAAGAGCGACGUGAGUGGGAAGAGGCGAAUCGCCAAAAAGAAGAAGUAUUUGCCCUCGAUGGAAAAUGCGACACCUCGCGCGGUCUGGAUCUGGCAGGAAGCGGCUCUCUGCUUAGGUUGAGCAAGCCGGGUGCUACCCUAGAUGUCGCAAAAGUUGGCGGGAACUAUGGCGUGACCGAGAGCGGUGUAGGAGUGGGCGUUGAGGCGAAGGCACUUUGGACGGAGAGAAAGGGAGAAACGGUGGACGUUGGCGUGGGAUUCAAUGCAGACACUGGAUUCCGUGCCGGGAAGAGCGGCGUCGGCGGAUCGUUCCUCGGUUUCGGAGCGGAUGUCGGAGACGAAGGGGUGUCGAUAAAGACACCAUUUUUCAGUCUUCGGUUUAAA
This is a messenger RNA of Mesorhabditis spiculigera, 1518 nucleotides long. The record is from the annotation of a GenBank genome assembly. Lineage: Eukaryota; Metazoa; Nematoda; Chromadorea; Rhabditida; Rhabditidae.